AAAUCCUUUUCCCUUAAUUUCUCAUCAGAAGUGAGUUGGUGGUUGGAGCUGGCAAGAUGGUAGCAUCCAAAAGGUUAUACUCUAGGGCCGUUUUCACAGGUUACAGGAGAGGUCUCCGCAACCAGAAGGAGAACCAGGCUCUCCUCAAGCUAGAGGGAGUAGAGUCCAGGAGGGAAGCCACAUGGUACCUCGGCAAGAAAGUUGCCUACGUCUACAAGUGCAAGAACAAGACGAAGUGCCCCGGCAAGGACAAGCCAACCAACACCCGUGUGAUCUGGGGUAAGAUCAUCAAGACUCACGGUAAGAGUGGAGGAUGCAGAGCCAAGUUCAAGAGCAACCUCCCUGGACAGGCUAUGGGCAAGAGGAUUAGGGUGAUGCUGUACCCUUCCCAGAUCUAAGUCAACCAUCGUCAGUGUAUAGUAUCUGCAUCAACAUGUAAUAAAAAUCUUAUGUGCUGGUGAAAUA
Messenger RNA from Strongylocentrotus purpuratus (purple sea urchin), 465 nucleotides. RefSeq names its product 60S ribosomal protein L35a (gene rpl35a). NCBI's taxonomy places the organism in Eukaryota, Metazoa, Echinodermata, Echinoidea, Camarodonta, Strongylocentrotidae. Gene Ontology annotation, cellular component: ribosome; cytosolic large ribosomal subunit. Gene Ontology annotation, molecular function: structural constituent of ribosome. Gene Ontology annotation, biological process: cytoplasmic translation; ribosomal large subunit biogenesis. The record is from RefSeq and is a predicted model, not a curated record. The coding region runs from base 57 to 398 and encodes 113 amino acids. The transcript is spliced from 5 exons.